Musa acuminata subsp. malaccensis (wild Malaysian banana) is the source of this 608-nucleotide messenger RNA. The record is from RefSeq and is a predicted model, not a curated record. NCBI's taxonomy places the organism in Eukaryota, Viridiplantae, Streptophyta, Magnoliopsida, Zingiberales, Musaceae.
UCUAUAUUACCCCUCGUUGCGUGCGUUAAGAGGGCAAAUAGCGACGAAUCUGACGGGUUUCGAGGAGGUUGUCGAACCUAGGGUUAGACUCUUUUGAUCCUCUCGAGAUCAGGUCUCCGUGUGACUGAUUCGUGUUCCUUUGGAUAUUUCUCCCCGGAUUGAUCGCAGGCCUCUUUUCUCUCAUCCUCAAUGGCGACGGAGACCAAACCUGUGGCGGCAGAGGACCCGAAGGUCGACCUCUUCGAGGAUGACGAUGAGUUCGAAGAGUUCGAGUUUGGGGAAGAAUGGGAUGACAAGGAAGAAGGCAAAGAAACAGUGCAGCAGUGGGAGGAUGAUUGGGAUGAUGAUGAUGUCAAUGAUGACUUCUCUGUGCAACUUAAGAAGGAGCUCGAAAGCAGUUCAGAGAAGAGUUGAAUUUUGAUUAGCAACUAUUAAGUCGUUCUUUUAGUUGUGGAACAUAUAACAACUUUUUAUCGCAUAAUGUUGCCCUAAGACCAUAUCUAUAUUUUAUAAUCAUGCACUGGCUUUGAAGUUGACUACUAUACUAUGCACAUGAAAUGAUUAUUGGACAAAUUUGGAUCUUGCACUAGUAAAUGCAGGUAAUUUUC